AUGGAAAAGGAUCAAUCACUGGACAAGCAAGAAAUUGUCAAAGGCGAGCAAAGCAAAGUUUUGUCUGCAGAAGGUAUUGCCCCUCUCAUUCUUGACAUCAUCAACUCUGUACAUGAAGAGGACUUAUGCAACAAAUUUGCUACUGGACUAUGGUGUAUUUGGAGGCAACAAAAUGAUAAAUUUUGGAGGAAUCAGGUCCAGCCAACGCAGAUCACGAUUCAACAAGCAUUUCAACACCUUGAAGAAUGGAAGGAUGCAAGACAGCAGCAAUCCCAAUCACAUGUGAUGCAGAUUCUAGACAAUCAAUGUGAGUGGAAGAAACCAUCUUUUGGCUACUUGAAGUGUAACGUUGAUGCAAUAAUUUUCAAUCAGGAUCAACAGUUUGGGAAUGGAAUGUGUAUUAGAGAUCACAAUGGGCAAUUUAUUCAAGCAAAAACAUGGUUUCAAGGUGUUUCAGACCCAACAAUAGCUGAAGCAUGCGGCUUAUACCAAGCCAUGGAAUGGUUAAAGGAGAGCUACAACAACAAUAUAAUUUCUGAGUUGGACAACAAGUUUGUGGUUGAUGAUUUCAACCAUAACAACAAAGAUUUAUCAUAUUUAGCUUCAAUUCUCAGAUUAGUAUUUGAUGUUAUUGAUGAUGACAUGGUGUAA
Glycine soja is the source of this 651-nucleotide messenger RNA. RefSeq lists its product as uncharacterized. Gene Ontology annotation, molecular function: RNA-DNA hybrid ribonuclease activity; nucleic acid binding. The record is from RefSeq and is a predicted model, not a curated record. Bases 1 to 651 code for a protein of 216 amino acids. The transcript is spliced from 3 exons. NCBI's taxonomy places the organism in Eukaryota, Viridiplantae, Streptophyta, Magnoliopsida, Fabales, Fabaceae.